AUGAAUUUGUUUGAAGUCGCUAAUUUUUACAUUGAUCGCAUUGUAAAUUCGAGUCCCAAAAACUCGUUGAAUGUUGUCGAUCAAUCGCGGGUGAAAGCCAUGCUACUUGAUAAGAACACCAUAGGUACUAUAUCAAUGUGUACCACACAAUCAGAACUUUUAGAGCAUGAGAUAUAUCUUGUUGAUACGAUCGAAAAUCAGCAAAGGGAUGUGAUGAGGCAUCUUAAAUGUUUGGUAUACGUGAAGCCAACUGAUGAAACUAUUGGAUUGCUUGUGCAAGAGCUCCAGAACCCGAAAUAUGGGGAGUAUCAGAUUUUCUUCAAUAAUACGGUCACAAAAUCGCAACUAGAAAGGCUUGCAGAGUGUGAUGACCUAGAAGUCGUGAAUAAAGUCGAAGAGAUUUUCCAGGACUAUCAAAUUUUGAAUGAAGAUCUUUUCUCAUUGGACAUGGCAGCGUCGCGACUGUUCUCCAAUCAUCUUGUUUGGGACCCGCAUGGACUCGAGGAUGUCACUCAUGGCUUAGUGUCCUUACUACUAUCAUUGAAAGUUAAGCCUGUGAUUCGAUAUGAGGCUGCAAGUCGGUUAUCAGCGAAGUUGGGGAAAGAAAUUCUUUAUGAGAUUGACAAGAAUGAGAAAAUACUCUUCGACUUCCCUCCAGUGGACUCCCCUCCUCAACUGUUUAUUCUAGACCGGAAAAAUGACCCUUUGACUCCACUACUACAACCUUGGACUUAUCAAUCAAUGAUCAACGAGUACAUCGGAAUCAAGAGAAACGUCGUUGAUUUAUCCAAGGUGCCAGAUUUGGAUCCAACUUUAAAACAAGUUGUUCUAUCAUCCAAACAAGAUGCAUUUUUUCAUGAUACUAUGUAUCUAAACUUCGGAGAAUUGGGCGAUAAAGUAAAGCAGUACGUUUCUAAUUAUAAAAACAAAACUAACUCGAACAGUCAAAUAAACACAAUCGAAGAUAUCAAGAGAUUCAUUGAGAAGUUUCCAGAGUUCAAAAAGCUCUCAGGGAACGUAUCUAAGCAUAUGGCUAUUGUUGGUGAGUUGGAUAGACAACUGCAGAUGAAGCGCAUAUGGGAUAUUAGUGAGGUCGAACAGAACAUUUCCGUUCAUGCAGAUGAUUCUCAAGACCAUCAAGAUCUCUUGAAGAUAAUGGCAGACCCUCAAAUCGAUUCGUUUUACAAAAUGAAACUUGCAUGCAUAAAUUCCUUAAGGAGCAAUAAUAGCACGAGGAUUAGCGAGAUAGCAAAUGCUUUGAAACAAGCCGUGUCGCCCGAAGACUUCAACUUUUAUCAUCAGUUUAACAGCCUCUUCAAUAAUGGUGCUAAUAGAAAAGCAGCUGGUAAUGAAAAGGAAGAUUUAAUAAGCGAAUUAACCAAAAAAUUCAAUCACAAAGGUGCCCACAAAGCGGACAACGUCUACAUGCAACACGAGCCUGCGCUUUCGAUACUGUUAAGCGAAAUAUCAAGGAACAAAGUUUCAGAAGAAAAAUAUCCAUCACUGGGAAAUGCAAACAUCAGAAACGCACCACAAGAUGUAAUAAUAUUCUUUGUUGGCGGUGUCACUUUCGAGGAAGCGCGUGUUGUGCAUCAAUUUAACGAGGUAUUUAGGAAAGAUGGCCGAAGAAUAAGGGUUGUUUUGGGUGGUACGACAGUUGUAAGUACAUCCGAUUAUAUUAAAUCUUGUCAAGAUUCAGGCCGUCAAAAUACAGAAUUGAAUGACUUAUUAUUAUAG
Molecule: messenger RNA, 1737 nt
Organism: Lachancea fermentati
Lineage: Eukaryota; Fungi; Ascomycota; Saccharomycetes; Saccharomycetales; Saccharomycetaceae
Source: the annotation of a GenBank genome assembly